GAAGAGCACAAAAAGCUGGAACUUUUGGCAUUUGAAUCAGAAACAAGAAUUGCUUCUUUGGAAGAAGAAAUAACAGCUACGUUGAAGGAGAAAGAAGAGGUGAUAUCUAUUAAUGAUGGUUUGAUGUUAGAACUGGAAGGCUUGACUGAAAAAAUGAACACAUCAACUUCUGAACUAUAUAAUUUGACGGAGGAAAUUUCUACUCUUAACAAGGUAGUUGGCCAGUGCAUUGUCAAUGCUUGGAAGCCCAAAAUGCUGUUAAACAAGGAGAAACAAAGAUUGGAAGAAUCUGAUAUCAACCAAGAAAAUUUGAAAAGCUCUAUCAAAGUACUAAUGGAAGAAAAGGAGGAGUUGGCUAUGCAACUCACUGAUUCACUUUUAGAAAUAGAGGAGGAAAGGGCAAUAUGGUCUGCGAAAGAGAAAGCUGCACUUCUAGCUAUAGAAGAACAAACAAAAGAAGAAUGCAGAACCGUACAGGAAAGAUUGACUAUUACAUAUGAAAAUUCACAUAUCAAGGAAAAUUUCAGUGGUGAGCACAUGAUUAGUGGUGUUGCUGUGUCAACCUGGUUGAGAUACCUUCUAAAGACCAUAUUUGAUAGCACUUGGCAACUGUUACAGGGAAAGGUUUCAAAGUGGAAUCAAUUGGAUAAUUGCCUUGAAAAUACCGAUGCUGAUAGCAAACAAUCUCUAGAAAUGUCAAAAGCUAAUUCAGAGAUGCAAUCUUUGGACAAUGAGGUGCAUGGCCGUCCUGACGAAGAGAAAGAAAAUGAAAUGAGGAAUGAACUACACGUUCAUGACAAAGGAUAUAAUCUAUCAAGCCCGAACGAGUAUCAG
Sphenostylis stenocarpa is the source of this 834-nucleotide messenger RNA. The record is from the annotation of a GenBank genome assembly. NCBI's taxonomy places the organism in Eukaryota, Viridiplantae, Streptophyta, Magnoliopsida, Fabales, Fabaceae.